Molecule: messenger RNA, 1053 nt
Organism: Diaporthe citri
Lineage: Eukaryota; Fungi; Ascomycota; Sordariomycetes; Diaporthales; Diaporthaceae
Exons: 3
Coding region: 1-1053 (350 amino acids)
Source: RefSeq, a predicted model, not a curated record
AUGGACGUAGCUGCGGAGUCGGGCAGGAACCCGUUCCUUUGGCUGUCAACUCUAAUCAUGGCCCUGGAUCUCAAUUUUCUCAUCACCUUCUUCUACAACCAGUUCCGGCGCCUGCCGAAACCUGAGAAGGAGUUUGGCGGAAAGACAGUCAUCGUGACAGGCGCUAAUGUCGGCCUGGGCCUCGAGGCAGCGCGCCAUUUCGCCCGGCUCGGCGCCGCCAAAGUCAUACUAGCAUGUCGCGACACUGAGAAGGGCGAGCGUGCCAAGGCCGACAUCGAGCGGUCGAGGGCGAGGAGCGGCAUCGUGGAGGUGUGGCCGCUGGAUCUGUGCAGCUUCGAGAGCGUCAAGCAGUUUUGCCGGCGCGCGGACCAGCUGCCUCGCCUGGACGUGGUCGUCGAGAACGCGGCGGUUGCCAUGGUCGGACCACAGGGGGUGCUGGCGGAGGGAUAUGAGAGCACGAUCACGGUCAAUGUUAUCUCUACGUUCCUGAUGGCUUUGCUGAUUCUGCCGACGCUGAGGCGGACCGCGACAAAAUUCAACGUUCAGCCGAAUCUAGUGAUUGUGUCUUCGGAUGCACACUUCAUGGCAAGUUUCAAGGAACGAACGGCACCGAAGGUAUUCGAGGCCUUCAAGUCAACUACAGUGGCACCUGACAGGUAUCAGACCUCGAAGCUCCUGGACGUCUUCCUUGUGCGGCAGCUGGCACAGGAGAUGUCCAAGCCCACGAGCAACAACAAGGGCGUCAUCCUCAACACCCUGAAUCCGGGCUUCUGCCGGACAGCACUGUUCCGUGAUAACAAGUUCCCUGCGUCCAUUUUCCUGGCGUUCACGAGCCGACUCAUCGGCCGGUCAGCUGAGGCAGGAUCGAGGGUUAUCGUGGACGCUGCGGCUGCUGGGCCAGAAACGCAUGGCAAAUGGCUGGAUACCUUUGAGAUCAGGGAGCCCAGUGCUUAUGUGCGCAGCGAGGAAGGACAAAAGAUGCAGCGGAAGCUUUACGAUGAGCUGAUGGAAACUCUCAACCAAGUCGAGCCGGGCAUAGCGAAAAAUAUCUGA